GUGAAUGUACAGUGCGGCUUAAUGUCCUUUGGCGCUUUUUGGGUCGCAAUGGCGGCCGCGAUCUCUGCGCCCUGGAACUACACGCUGAUCCGUUUCUUCAUAGGUUGUGCAGGCGCCACGUUCGUGACCAACCAGUUCUGGUGCUCGCUGAUGUUUGCCCCCAACGUUGCUCGGUAG
Molecule: messenger RNA, 177 nt
Organism: Symbiodinium pilosum
Lineage: Eukaryota; Dinophyceae; Suessiales; Symbiodiniaceae
Source: the annotation of a GenBank genome assembly